UGACGAAAACACAGUCAUUCAUGUCUGGCGAAGAUUCGACUGGGAAGAAUAUUCCAGAAAGGCUACUGGAAAAAAAUUCAACGUCAUAGUUUCUGGUGAUUGGGUUUUAAAUGAUUUAUAUAAUGAAUAUGAUUGGAUAAAAUACUACGAACAAGAUAUCAGAGAAUUUGGAGGCUCAGACGAGCAGGUAUCAUUAGUCAUUGGUGGUGAAGCUACAAUAUGGGGCAGACGCGUGGAUGAGACCAUUAUGAUCACUCUGGCAUGGCCCAGAGGUGCUGCUAUAGCUGAAAGAUUAUGGUCGCGAAACCCUGAUACGAAUGAAGAAUUUUCACAACGAAUCGGUGAACUUCGAUGCAGAAUGCUCUAUAACAACAUAGAAGCUCAUCCAGUCAACGGUCCAGGUUUCUGCCCAACUAAAAUUUUGAGAACAUGAACAAACUGGAGAAAGUGAAUGAAGAUUGCUACUUACCUUUUUGU
Messenger RNA from Trichobilharzia szidati, 477 nucleotides. NCBI's taxonomy places the organism in Eukaryota, Metazoa, Platyhelminthes, Trematoda, Strigeidida, Schistosomatidae. The record is from the annotation of a GenBank genome assembly.